GACGGCGAUGGGGGCUAACAGAUGGCGGCUCUGACGAGCGGGGCGGCGGGCGCCGGCCUCGGCCUCGGCCUCAUCUUCUGCUGCCUGCUCACUCAACACGUGCUCGGUGGCCUGCCGGCUCCGCGAAAUGUGAGCUUGACUUCCAAGAACUUCAGCCUUUUUUUGACGUGGGUACCUGAAGAACAUAGACCUGAAAACUUCUAUUUAGUGGAGAUAAAGUCUUAUGAUGUCUGGCAACCUUUCACCAAUUGCACCAGUCCACUUGGAGAAGGCUGUGAUGUUACAUGUACUAUUAGAGACUGCUAUCAAUAUCUUCAAGCCAGAGUUGGAAGCAAUGUGUCUGGGCAUUCCAUUUCCUGGAGCUUCUCCAGAGGUUUUUCUCCAUUCAUGGAGUUGGAACUCGGCGCACCUCAACUGAAGGUAGUUGUGAAAGAAGAAUCUGUACUGGUGCAUCUUCGAAUUAAUUUGACAGCGUGCAAAGAAGAGGUGUUGAAAGCGUGUCUGAUUGAUAACUUGAGCUAUGAAGUGAAAUUUUGGAAUACAGAUGAAGGUGUCAGACAUCCAGUUCAACAAAGCUCAACUGAGAACAUAAUAAAAAUUGAAAAAAGUCAGUUGCAAGGCAGCAACAAUUGUGUGUCUGCACGAUCUGUAUACAGCAAUACGAAGAAGAUGAGCAAUUUCUGUGAACCUGUCUGUUUUGAACUGAAAGUCAAAGGAUUCCAGACUGCUGUGCUUUUCACCAUACUGGCCUCUUUGUUUGGAUCUUUGCUGAUAAUCUUAACUUUGAUAGCUAUAACCAUGGUGAAAGUGAAGCAAAAUAUCUCUGUUCCACCAGAACUGAAGACACCAGAAGCCUUGGAUUUCACAAGGACCAUCUAUUUUACCCAGGUAGAAGAUUACCAUUCAGUUGAAUGCAGUUUGCCAAAUGUUAUUGACUGCAACGAAAGUGAAGAGAUUCUUGAAGAAAAAACUGCCUUUGAAAGAAUUGUUAAGCAGGAAGAAACCGAAACCAGUGCUUCGAAUGAUGUAGACUGCUCGAGUGAGAGUGAUGAGGAAAUUGAAUGUUUCGACUACACUGAGAGUCGCUGGAUUCCUGAUGGAAUAGUCUUUGACAAUGACGAACUGCUGAACAAUGACUUCCAUCAGACAGCUAAUACAAAACCAUAUCAAAAAGCAGAUAACUCUUCCAUGUUUAGUCACGUUGCCACUGACGUCCAGUCUCAAGUCUGUGACUGCUCUAAUCAUGAUAUACUCCAAACUGAAUGGCCUGGUGCUGAGGAUCAGCCUUCCAGUGUUACUUCAGAGGUGCUCAACAGCCAAAACUUCCAUGACAGUAUUGAUCUGCUUCAACACUGUGAUAAACACAGCAGUAGUGAUAUCCUCUUAACAUCUGUACAGCUGCUCAUAUGUGAUGGAGAGUAUGAUGAAGAUAUGUUAUCAUUAGUACAUAAUCAUGAUAUGAACUUCAUUUCCAGUCCUACUCGCCUUUGUACAGUGUAGGAAAAUGGGUCCCUUCAGGGAUUCAAAGUACAUUUAUUAUCAAAGUAUGUAUGUAGUAUACAACCCUGAGAUUCAUCUUCUCCACAGACAGCCACGAAACAAAGAAAAUGCAAAGAAACGGUUCAAAGAGAAACUUCAACCCCUGCGCAAAAAAAAAUCAGGCAAACGGCAACCAAAAAAAAAGUGAAAAAAAAAACAGAUCAUAAAAUACAGAAGUGUUCCUAUUGUACUUUGUAAAUGUAUGAAAAUAAGCAAGGUGGCAGGAGGUUGGAGCAAAGCUCAGUUCAGAUACAUUUCAUUGUGAGUAUUUAGUAGUUUUAUGACUCAGAAGUAUUUCGAGAGUGAGUAGAGAGUGCAAGGCCUUGCAUCAGCCAAAGCAUUGAUUGGUGGAAGAGGCUCAGGAUUUAUACUUCUGGAAUCCUGUGGAGUUUUUUAUCCAAUGCAUUGUUACAACACAUAGCAUUAUUCAGUAUUUCAUGUAUACUGGAGACAGUUUGCCCUUGAGCCUAAAUCAGUAUUUUUAAUUCUUCUGAAUAAUCUAUGCAUACAAGUGUUACACUAUAUUUUUUAACUUUUAACAAUUAAAGUUCAUUUCU
Mobula hypostoma (lesser devil ray) is the source of this 2096-nucleotide messenger RNA. Its product is annotated as interferon lambda receptor 1-like. Gene Ontology annotation, molecular function: protein binding; cytokine receptor activity. Gene Ontology annotation, biological process: cytokine-mediated signaling pathway. NCBI's taxonomy places the organism in Eukaryota, Metazoa, Chordata, Chondrichthyes, Myliobatiformes, Myliobatidae. The transcript has 7 exons. Gene Ontology annotation, cellular component: plasma membrane. The record is from RefSeq and is a predicted model, not a curated record. Bases 22 to 1500 code for a protein of 492 amino acids.